AUGGCUGCUGCUACUCCAGUUAAAAUUGAUAGCUCUCACUUGAACUAUGAGGCCUCCAUCCUUUUCUGGAAACUCAUUGUCAACAUCUUCUUUCGUGAAAUUCGUCCUAGAGGUGCCUUCAACAUCCCUCGCAAAGGCCCCGUCAUAUUUGUGGCUGCUCCUCACAAUAAUCAGUUCCUUGACCCUUUACUUUUAAGUCUGCAAGUGCACAGAGAAACACAUCGGCAUGUCCAAUUCCUCACUGCAGCAAAGAGUUUGAACCGCCAAUUCGUAGGACUAUUCUCGCGUUUAAUGGGCUCGAUUCCCGUCGCGCGUGCUGCUGACGAUGCAAAACCAGGCACUGGGAAGGUCUGCCUUGCGGAAGAAGAUCCAUGUCUUGUCAUCGGAGAGGGAACGCAAUUCACGACCGAGUUUUCACCUCGAAUGCAGAUUAUGUUGCCGAAGACGGUCAAUUAUGCGACUGCGGAGGUUGCAGAAGUCGUAUCAGAUACGCAGCUCAGAAUCAAGAAGGAAUUCGGAGGAGACAGUGGGAAGCGAACAGCUAAAGUGAAAGAAAAGCUCGCAGAACUUCGCAGAGAUGGACAGGUUGGCCUCGAAUUCAAAAUCCUUCCAUACGUCGACCAGCAGCAGAUGUAUCAGUAUGUGUACGAAUCACUAAGACAUGGGGGUAGUAUUGGCAUAUUUCCUGAAGGUGGUAGUCAUGAUCGUACAGACCUUUUACCGUUGAAAGCUGGAGUAUCAAUAAUGGCUCUAGGUGCAAUGGCGAACGAUCCGGAAUGUCAUGUCAAAAUCGUUCCUGUUGGGUUUUCUUAUUUCCAUCCCCAUCGAUUCCGUUCUCGUGCAGUCAUCGAAUUUGGGUCCGCAUUAGACGUACCUACCGAGUUUGUGGAAAUGUAUAAACAGGGCGGCGUUCAAAAACGAGAGGCCGUCUCAAAAUUUCUCGAUCUGAUAUACGACGGGCUGAAAACAGUCACAGUACGGGCUCCUGAUUACGACACACUUAUGUUGAUACAAGCUGCGCGGCGACUAUAUAAGACACCUGCCCAGCAUCUAACACUGGGUCAAGUUGUCGAAUUGAAUAGACGUUUAUUGGAAGGCUACACGCACUUCAAAGAUGAGCAUCGUAUCCAGAAGCUGCGCCAAGAUGUUCUCAAAUACAAUCGUUUAUUGCGCGAUUUGGGACUACGUGAUCAUCAGGUACCUAGGGCCCAAAAAGCCAAUUGGAAAACUUUGGGGUUGUUGACAUAUCGCGUUGGCUUACUCAUUGUCUGGACCAUUUUCGCCCUCCCCGGUACAAUAUUAAACGGACCAAUCUUCAUACUCGCCUCUAUCUUAUCCAGGCAAAAAGCUAAGGAGGCACUUGCUGCUUCCACGGUCAAACUCAAAGGGCGGGAUGUCCUCGCAACUUGGAAGGUUCUCAUCUCACUUGGUGUUGCCCCUGUGUUGUAUCUGCUAUAUGCCUUCCUUGCGACUCUCAUUGCGAUCCGUGCGAACGCGACAACGAAAUGGAAAAUCAUGACCCCGCUUAUCGUCUUCAUGGCAUUGCCUUUCAUGAAUAUCGCUGCAUUAAAAUUCGGUGAAGCAGGAAUGGAUGUUCUAAAAUCCCUUCGUCCUCUGGUGGUAGCAUUAGUUCCCGGACAACAGCGAACCCUUGAUAAACUAAGAGCCAUGAGAGAGCAACUUUCUAAUGAAGUGGCCGACGUUAUAAACGAUUUUGGUCCAAAACUUUAUGAAGAUUUCAACCAGUGGCGAAUGUUACCUUCUGCUAGUGCUCCUCCGUCGUCCGGCACACCCGGCUUAUGGCGGAGGAAGAGUAGCACUGGGGCUGUUGACGCACAGGGUUUAGGAUUGAUUCAUCCGAUGACUUGGAUUGACGAGCGAUUGUUCGGAUGGAGUAGGAGUGCCCAUCGUGGUACCAGCGCGUGGGCUGGGUCUUUCGAAGAACCCAGUCAUACUGGCACACCGGAAGAUUCAGAUGAGGAAGACGCAGGCGACUACGAUCAUGUCAUUGGACUUGUACCGGGUCAUGAUGAUCAUUUGGGCAGUAAAACUCGCAGUCGUAAUAAUUCUUAUGCAAAUCUGCAACGCCUUCGUCUCUCAUCAUUGGCACAAACGACUGGGACGGAUGUUCCUUCUGCGUUCAGCCCUUCGUCUCCUGAUGACGAUGGCUUGCAAAUUCGGACUGGACAUCGAGCCAGGAGGGAAAGCCUCUCUGAUGGAGUUCCGGUGCAGCGAUUGGCUGCUGUGGACCGACGAGAACCUUUUCCUGACGCCACUGGAGAUCUCAACGAAGAGAUUCGUCAGGGAAAAACUGGACAGUCAAUAAUAUAA
Messenger RNA from Lentinula edodes (shiitake mushroom), 2331 nucleotides. RefSeq names its product glycerol-3-phosphate O-acyltransferase. Gene Ontology annotation, biological process: phospholipid biosynthetic process. NCBI's taxonomy places the organism in Eukaryota, Fungi, Basidiomycota, Agaricomycetes, Agaricales, Omphalotaceae. The record is from RefSeq and is a predicted model, not a curated record. Gene Ontology annotation, molecular function: glycerol-3-phosphate O-acyltransferase activity; glycerone-phosphate O-acyltransferase activity. The transcript has 9 exons. Gene Ontology annotation, cellular component: endoplasmic reticulum membrane. The coding region runs from base 1 to 2331 and encodes 776 amino acids.